Molecule: messenger RNA, 480 nt
Organism: Brenthis ino (lesser marbled fritillary)
Lineage: Eukaryota; Metazoa; Arthropoda; Insecta; Lepidoptera; Nymphalidae
Source: the annotation of a GenBank genome assembly
AUGCAUUUAAUUCAAGAUGAUUGGCGACUGGUCGUCUAUUACGACAUCAAUCCAUACUGGGAAGGCACUAAGGCGGCAAAUAAGUACAUACAAUAUCUACAAACCAUAUGCGCUACGAUAAAGGAUCAUUCACCUUGCGACGGUGUCAUGUAUCAAUUAAAUCACCAGUAUUCCGACCUACAACAAUACAAUAGCAAGUGGCUAGGUCAGCAAUUUGACGUAAACACGCGUCAGCGCCGGCGACGCCGGGGUCUUAUUAACGGUAUAGGUAAUAUAGCAAAUUCAUUGUUUGGAAUAUUGGAUAGUAAUUUUGCAAAUAAAUACGAACAAGACAUUGGUUUAAUUAGAGAGAAUGAAAAACAUCUGAUUAAGCUAUGGAAAAAUCAAACGUCGAUCAUUGAAGCGGAAUUUAACCUUAUCAAAAGGGCUGAAUUUAUCAUGAACAAGUAUCAUAAAACAAUUAACAAAAGAUUAUGGAGC